Molecule: messenger RNA, 2564 nt
Organism: Hevea brasiliensis (rubber tree)
Lineage: Eukaryota; Viridiplantae; Streptophyta; Magnoliopsida; Malpighiales; Euphorbiaceae
Product: probable serine/threonine-protein kinase PBL23
Exons: 5
Coding region: 1071-2252 (393 amino acids)
Biological process (GO): protein phosphorylation
Molecular function (GO): protein kinase activity; ATP binding
Source: RefSeq, a predicted model, not a curated record
UGUGAAAUCAAAUUAUUUUAAAUUAAAAACAAAAAGGAUUUAAUAAUAAUUUUUAUCAAAUUCAGGGCUUCAAAUUGUAAUUUACCCAUAAUGAAAAAGGAGGGAGGUUUUCUUACCUAAUUGCGCUCUCGCCCUGCAACUACAAUCUGUGCCUAUCUGACAAGAGAGAGAAAGAGCAAGAAAUUGCAUUCUUUGUCAAACUCCACCUGCAUACCUUCCCUCCAUUAUCACUUUGUGCAAAGCUCUCUGCUCCUUUUGCCUUUGUGAUUCUCUGAACCCACUUAUUUUCCCAAGUUUCCCCUUCAUAGAGGUUGUUUUACUGAAACAAAACUCCCUAACGAGGCAAAACAAUGGAGGAGCUACAUCUUUGAUUUCCCUCAUUUUCCCGAAAAAAACAGAAAAUUUCUGCAAUUGUUGAAAAAAAAAAUGAUACCCAUUUCCCGCCAAGUACCUUCCUUUCCAAUUUUACGAUCGAUCCCUUGUGAAAUGGCUUGAUACCCAAUGAUCGCCAAACCUUAGGAUAUAUAAUUUAGUGGGUUACAAUUUUGGUAUGGGUGGUUUAAGCCACCAUGGCUGGGCAGAAAAUGUGAAAUUUUUUCUAAUCAUGCACCUAUGCUUAAAUAGAAUAUCCUAUGUAUAACCAUAUAGAGAUAAAUGUCAAAGAAAACCAUAGCAAGCCCAUUUUGCCUCAAAAAGAAAUUCUGUACAUGGCAAGGGUUGUUAAAACAAAGAUAGCAAGUACCUGUCCAUUACUAUAAUUAGCAAAUUUGACAGAGUCUUCGUUCCCUUUCCUAGCUCAAUGGCUUUUGAGAGAUGAAGCAAAACAAAAAUGAAGGGAAGAACUUUCUUGUGUCUUCUUAAUAACAAGAAUCUCUUCCAGGGCUAAGGUUUUCAGCAGGCUAAGCAGAUCAUCUCUCUACGAUCAACCCAUUUCUUGAAUUGAAUGCCUUUGCUUGUUUUUGAGACUGAAUCUUUCCAAGUCUCAAACAGGCCAACAUAUAUAUGUCUCUGUGAUAUAUAUUUGUUUAGAUUCAAGAUUUUGAUGGUUGUUGAAUUAGAGGAAGGGCAAGAUGAACUGCUUUCCAUGCUGCAUGUCAGAACAAAAACUCAGCAGAAAAUCUUUGAAAAAAAGCAUCAAGGAAUAUCAAGACACCAGAACUUUAGCCUCAUUCGCAAACAUCUCCUUCAGAAGCAAUAGCAGCAGAAGAAGGUAUAUAACCGAAGAAAUCAAGAAAAUUGGAAAGGGCAAUAUAUCUGCUGAUGUCUUCACAUUCCGUGAGUUAUCUGUGGCAACUAAAAACUUCAACCCUGACAAUCUGCUAGGGGAAGGUGGUUUUGGAAGGGUGUACAAAGGGCAGAUUGAGAAAACAAACAAAGUUGUUGCUGUCAAGCAACUCGACCGAAAUGGAUUUCAAGGAAACAGAGAAUUCCUAGUAGAAGUUUUGAUGUUGAGCCUUCUUCACCACACCAACCUUGUGAAUCUAGUUGGAUAUUGUGCUGAUGGUGAUCAAAGGAUUUUAGUAUAUGAUUACAUGCCCAAUGGCUCCCUUGAGGAUCACCUUCUUGAUUUAGCACCAGGCAGAAAGCCUUUGGAUUGGAAAACAAGGAUGAAAAUUGCUUCAGGAGCAGCAAAAGGACUUGAAUACUUGCAUGAAACAGCAAAUCCUCCAGUAAUAUACCGUGACUUUAAAGCAUCAAACAUAUUAUUAGAUGAGACUUUCAAUCCAAAGCUCUCAGAUUUCGGUCUGGCAAAGCUUGGUCCAACAGGAGACAAGACUUAUGUUUCCACUAGAGUGAUGGGAACUUAUGGCUAUUGUGCACCUGAGUAUGCAUUGACAGGCCAAUUGACGUCAAAAUCUGAUGUUUACAGCUUUGGAGUUGUGUUUCUGGAGAUCAUCACAGGAAGAAGAGUUAUCGACAAUUCGAGACCAACCGAAGAGCAGAAUCUGGUUGUAUGGGCAACACCACUAUUUAAAGACAGAAGAAAGUUCAAAUUAAUGGCAGACCCAUUGUUAGAAAGGAAUUAUCCUAUUAAGGGUCUUUAUCAAGCACUUGCAGUUGCAGCUAUGUGUCUCCAAGAGGAAGCUACUACUCGGCCAAUAAUGAGCGAUGUUGUAACAGCUCUGGAAUACUUAGCAGUGAAGGAAGAAGAAGAUGAGGGAGUGGAUGACCAUGUCAAUGUAGCUUAUCCUGAUAGUGAUACAGAAGAAAAUCAUGCUGAACCUAAUAGACCAGAUGACUGGCAGGGGUAGGAAAUGGAAGAAGUUUUAAUGCAGCUUACAUUUUUUUUUUUAAGACAUUGUAAAACAACCAUUUUUUUCAUUACUCAGAUAUCAUUUUUCUAUGUUUUUGGUUUUGCCUUUGUAAGAACUGCCAUUGAUAACAAGAGUGUACAGCUGCUACCUCUGUGGCAAAUCAUUGUGUAUCCUAGCAGUGUUAUUGGAGGGAUUCUAAUCACAAUUUGUUCAAGCCAUUUACUCAUUCUUCAGCAAAUAGGACAGAAGGAAGUAAAGUUCAAACAAUGCUCAAAUUUAUCACCUACAAUGGCAUUGGACAGGACCAUU